Molecule: messenger RNA, 615 nt
Organism: Mesorhabditis belari
Lineage: Eukaryota; Metazoa; Nematoda; Chromadorea; Rhabditida; Rhabditidae
Source: the annotation of a GenBank genome assembly
AUGGAGUUCGAUGAAGGAAUGAUUGUGAGACGUCUUGUGGACGAGUUUAAGACGGCUUCACGGCAACGGGCUUUGAAUGGAAAGGAGCAGAAAAUUGCCGAUUAUUUUGUGCGAAUUCUUCAGGAAGCGAAAUGCGGAAGUAUGAUUGUUGAGAGCGAGGAAGAAUUUGAAGAGGAGAGUGGCAUGAAUACUGACGACGAAUGCUGGGAUAUUGACGACACCCCACAAAGUGCCUUAAUUGCAGCAGAUUCAAUGGUAAAUUUUGAUGGAACCCUCAUAUCAACAAAACAAUUACACGCAGCAAUUUCCCAUCUUCGCUCAAGUCAGAAAGGCAUGCGAACUUUGAGUAGUAUGACGUCCAGAUUUCGCUGGAUAAAGACUAAAGACCACAUGAAUCGGCUUCGCGUUUUUGAAAAAAAUCAAGCGGCAAAAAUGAACAGGAUCUGCCAACUGAAGAGGAUUCGAGAUAUUUUGGCCGAAGAUGUGGAGAAAAAGUUAAUGGAAGGAAUAGCGCUUCACGAUUAUGAUUUGCGCCAAAUAGAAGGAUUACCAAGUUCGUUUCAAAGAAGAGUAUCCGGGAUCAAGAUAAAAUUCGAAUUGAAGGCGACAUAUUUG